Messenger RNA from Malaclemys terrapin pileata, 1433 nucleotides. It is a transcript of the gene ANKRD16, whose product is annotated as ankyrin repeat domain 16. Gene Ontology annotation, biological process: regulation of transcription by RNA polymerase II. Bases 170 to 1216 code for a protein of 348 amino acids. Gene Ontology annotation, cellular component: nucleus. The record is from RefSeq and is a predicted model, not a curated record. Gene Ontology annotation, molecular function: RNA polymerase II-specific DNA-binding transcription factor binding. The transcript has 8 exons. NCBI's taxonomy places the organism in Eukaryota, Metazoa, Chordata, Testudines, Emydidae.
CCCUACCAGUUGCGGCUCUACCCACUAGCCUAAAAUAAAGUGUCAGGGCAAACAGUGUUUGUCCACAAGAAGAAGACAGCUUGUGUCAGGGGAAGGAAUUCAGUGCAGCACAGCCCUGCAGCAGCAGCUGUAGAAGCCGUCAGUGGACUCUGGAACCACACGUUUCUCUAUGGCUGAAGCAGAAAAUCAGAAACAACUUCUCAGGCUGAUUCAAGAAGGCAGGCUAGACCUUUUCAAAGAGGAGUUGCAGAGAGACAAGGAAAUGAGCAAGGAAGUGAGGCGGAAACACUAUGGGAAAUCUGGGGACACGCUACUGCACUAUGCAGCCAGGCAUGGUCACCUGAAUGUUCUGACCCAUUUAGUAGAAGCCUUGGAAAUGGACAUCGAGAUGUUUAAUAAUGACUACAAAAGGCCCCUCCACGAAGCAGCUUCCAUGGGUCACAGGGACUGCAUGUUGUAUCUGCUGGAUAAAGGUGCAAGGAUAGACUGCUUGAAAAAGGCAGACUGGACUCCUCUCAUGAUGGCUUGCACCAGGAAGAACCUGGAGGUGAUUAAAGAUCUCAUUGAGCAUGGAGCAAACCCGUUGUUAAAGAACAAAGAUGGCUGGAAUUGCUUCCAUAUAGCAAGUCGAGAAGGUGAUCCCCAGAUCAUCCAGUACUUGCUCACUGUGUCUCCGAGCAGCUGGAACACAGAAAGCAAAAUAAAGAGAACUCCUCUGCACACGGCAGCAAUGCACGGCUGUUUUGACGUAGUGAAAGCACUUCUUGAGCGGUGCCCGUAUGAACCUGACAGCAGGGACAAAUGCGGAGUGACUCCCUUUAUGGAUGCGAUACAGAACGGGCACAUCGACAUAGCCCAGCUGUUUCUAGAAAAGCAUAAGGCCUGUUAUACAGCUGCAGAUGCAGUAGGUGCUCAGCCCUUGCACCAGGCAGCAGUCACGGCCCAGGACGAAGCCAUCCGCUUCCUUGUCUCUGAUCUCGGUGUCAAUGUCAAUGAGAGAGCAACGUCAAUCCAACUCACGGCGCUACAUUACGCAGCCAAGGAAGGACAUACAAGUACCGUCCAAACGCUGUUGUCCCUCGGCGCUGAUCUACAUGCUAAAGACGGGAAAAGUCGAUCUGGACUUACUGGGCCAGAUUCUGUAGGUUGCUGGGGCCAAUCUCCUGUUAAAGUGGCAGCCAUCGAUUGGAGGAUCUUGGAUUGUCCUUCCUGCUAGUGACAUUGUACGUGAUUAGGCGGAUGGUGCUUUAUUUGAACGUGGCAGCUCCUUACUGUGCAAAACAAACGGAAACAUUCUUAUUUCAUUUCCCGCCGUCGUUGUCUGCCUCCAUAAUGGACGCAGCCGUGCAGUUUCAAGGCCCACCACUGCAGAAUGCAGGGCACUGAUUGCAUGUGAUAAUUGAAAAAGGAAUUAAAGUCAUUGUUCACCCAUG